AUGGUUACUUCUUCCAGCUCUUCUGGAAUUGAUCCACAAGUCACCAAAGAGGAUGCUCGCAAAAUUAGAUCAUUGGUUAAGUCGUCAUCGCACCAAACUAUUCAAGAAAGCUUUGAGGAUUCAGAACACUCCCAGACAUUAAUGGAUAUUGAAAGUAGUGACCCAGACUACAUUGAACCUUCAGAUGAACCAUUAACAAAUCUUUUAGAGAUGGUGGAAAGACAAAAAAAUUCCUACAGAGAGCGAAUGAACCAACUCCAUGCUAAUUGGAAACAUCUGAUACCUAGUGUGAUAAACUUCGACAUACAAAAUCAAACCAUGUCAUUUGCUGACACAUGUAAAUUUUGUGAAGAGCCUGCAACCAUUCGUUGUCUAGAAUGUGGCGGUACCACCUUUUGUGUUUCUCAUGCAAAUGAAUAUCAUGGCUCGGCAAAUUGGUAUCAUUUUUUCGAGCAAUGGAGGAAUACCGAAUAUGGCAGUCUCUUUGUAGAAUAUGAUCGUGGUACAAUUGUUCUUCCAAAGCAGUGUUUAUGCUCGGCAACUUUUUUUGAUGCAAAAAAAAUAAUUGUUCAAACACUUUAUGGUCAGCAACAUGUUGUUAUAGAAGUAUGCACCUGUACUGAUUUUAUCACAACCUUGCUACACAAUAAGCUUUGGCCAGCAACGCCGGUGUCUCCUGAAUUGGCCUUCACAUAUGAUGUAAUGCAAGUCUAUUCUAAGUUAAAGCAUUACUGCGCUGUUAAUGCGAAAGACUUCUGUAGGAUGUUAAGAACAACAGCACGUAAUACAACCAAUUACGCUUCUACUGACGUUUACAGGCGGUUCUUUAUUGCAUCCCGGCUUUUUGACUUUAAAGAGCAUUCAAUAAAACAUUGGCUAUUUUUACCCGAACGUCUUAGAGAGUUCACUGCAGAAGAAGUUGGUUUGACAGGAAAGACUGUGUGUCCAGCAUGUUUUAAAAACGAGAAUGGGAGAUAUUUUGCAAUGGCGGACGUGUGUUUUGGUUGCAAUCAGAAAGCCUCCCAGGGUACAGAAUUGCGGGAAACACUUUAUGAUAACAGACAGGUUUCCCAAAAAGAAACGGACAAUUUUGUGAUGCAAGCGGACAAAGAUAAAAAGCCAAAUGAAGAUUGUCACCACAAGGCAGGAAGGGACGAGAGUCGGGUCAGCAAAGUAAAAGGGUUAAAUUAUACUGGCUUAGCUGCAUCUAUCUGCCGUCAUGAAAUACCAGACAUGUUUUUACAUCUGCGACAUGGUGAAAGGUUUGCAUAUAUCGAACUUCUUUUAAAGAAAAUAAAAGAGAGAAGUUGGAUAAGCACGCUGCAUUGGAUGUAUGACGUUAAUUGUACCUUUUUGCGGUCUUUAAAGGCAAACAACAAAACUAAUCUGGUACCGGAAUAUAACGCCAUUAUGGUGUAUCAUGCAACAGGUCAUAAAUUACAAUGUCAAUUGGAAUACCACCCAGAAAAAAUUUCUGGAUUUGGAAUGACAGAUGGAGAGGGGACCGAAAGACUUAACUGGAAGUUGCAGCCCUUUUUUACGUCAUUAAAGGAGAUGACUCCAACGAAUCACUCAGAUGGUCUUUCCGAAAUCUGCGAAUUUAUCGCUCAACAGGUGGUUCAUAAAAUCGGUGAUGUUUUACUUGAUCGAUUUAACAAGGCGAAGGAGCAGCUUAGAGAAUCUAAGGAAAUGUUGACGACAACCAGGCUAUCAAUUCCAAAUGGACAAACCGUCUUAACAAACGAAAACAUCAAGCAGUGGAAAGUCGCGCAUAAGAGAGCCAUACUGCAUGAUAAGAAGAAAGGAAAACGACGUACGGCGGCCAACCAAGAAGAUUUAAAAAUACAGUACUUCGGAUACUUGUGGUCUUAUAAAGCCGCCAGGUCAGCUAUUACUGCUUCGGAUAAUAUAGAAGUAGAACAAGAGCUACAACAACAACGGCAGAGAGCCCACGCUGCUAUGCUAAAACUCGAAAAAAAGCAUCUUGAGUUAUCAAGGUGGUCGGAGGACACGGAGGAAUACAAAAAUGCGGCCAAACUCUACUUUGAACAUAAGAAAAAAGAACAACUCUCGAUUGUUCAAAGUUGGGCCUCAGAAUACAAGUAUUAUAAAUACUUGUUGACAAAAAGCGGACAUAUUGGGUAUAAGCGAGCCAAAAAAACUACUCAAGCGACAUCGAAAGCUGCUAGCAAGUUAAACGAAAGUAUUUUGGCAUACAACAAUCUUUCAGAGCAGUCAGCGCUUUUUGAAGAUUCUACAUCCGCGAUUCAGUCGCUGACUAUGAAAGACGUUAUCGCCUCCGACUGCUGGAUUUGGCAACACUUUGACGGACUGCAGACAGCCGGAAACAUACAAUCGAGCACUCAGUGGGAGGUCAUUUGCGUUAAAGACAAAUUUGAUAGGUCUCUCGAGGAACUAGGGUUUUUGCGAGAAGAAAUACAAAAUGUCGAGAUUUUCUGGAAGAAACACCUUGCAUGGAUUAGACAAACCCUAUCUUCUCUGUCGAACAAUUGUGACCUCAUUACAGACAGUUAUAGAGCAUUAUUGAUUGCUGAAUACCAGCGUACAAACAAGAAACUGAAUGAUUACGCUCUGAAAUUUGCUAAUGCAUUGAAUGAGAUUACAAUGCUGGUGGAGCAGAACAAAGAUGAGAUGAUGACAGAGUAG
Messenger RNA from Paraglomus brasilianum, 2667 nucleotides. The record is from the annotation of a GenBank genome assembly. Lineage: Eukaryota; Fungi; Glomeromycota; Glomeromycetes; Paraglomerales; Paraglomeraceae.